AUGUCAAAACAGAGUUAUAGUUUCGCUUAUGGUCCUCUUAAAAUUAAGGGCGAACUUGACCCUAUGUCAACUACGAUUUCAGCUAAAUAUUCCAUUUUCGAGGAUUCCUAUGGAGACAGGAUUAUUGGAGAGAAGUCUACCUCGCUCCUUGAUAGUGAGCCAUUCGUUUAUUCGGGGGAGGAAGGGACAUUCACAUCCACCUUGGGUUUGCAGGGAACAGCAAUUAUGGCCCAUGUUGAAGGGGAUAUCUAUGAUACAACCCUAGCUAUUAUUGAGAAAAUUGGUGAUGUUGAACUUGAACCAUUUUGA
Messenger RNA from Penicillium mononematosum, 309 nucleotides. RefSeq lists its product as uncharacterized. The transcript has 3 exons. Bases 1 to 309 code for a protein of 102 amino acids. The record is from RefSeq and is a predicted model, not a curated record. Lineage: Eukaryota; Fungi; Ascomycota; Eurotiomycetes; Eurotiales; Aspergillaceae.